ACAUUAUUUACGUCACUGCAUUACUGCAAUCUUGAGGAAGUAAGAAUUCACCGAACUCCUCCGGAAAUUUUGACAAAUCGUGACAUUUUCCACAAUAUCCGUGCAUCGAAGAACGUGCAGAUAAACCAGCUAUUUGUCUUGUAUAUUUGUAUUAAAACGUAAAAUAGUCUGAUCUGCACUAGCUUUACCAGUUAACUGAGUGAGUUGCUGUCAAGUCACAGCGAACUUAUCGGUAAACAUCAAGAAUCUCGUGGAAGUGCAGGUCGAUCUGUAUUGAUAAUAUAUUGAUUGAGAGUGAUGGGGGCUCAGAGAAGUGAAGGACGCAGAGAUUGGCUUCAGCAGGACUUCAGUGAACAGCACACUGUGAAUCCCUGGAACAUUAUGAUCAAACACAGGCAGGUGCAUCGUAGGGGCCGACGCUCGCAAAUGACUGUCAGUUAUACAGAUCCAGUCAUUUCCAUGGAUCUUCUGCGGACGGUUCUUCAGCCAAGCUUCAAUGAAGACAUCCUUGCUGUGUUUAGAAAAUAUAUGAAGUUUUUUGAAAAGGCAGCCAUCAAUGUAAAAGAGAACGUGGGUGGAGACGUCCAGACAGAUCAGCUUAUCAGAGACGUUUGCCGGAACUGCCUUGAAAAUGCAAAACAUCUCUUUCCUGAGACAGAAAAAACUGCUCCAAAACCAAGUUAUGACCCCACAGUAAAGCGUUCACGGCAGCCAGACGACAGCUCUGGACAGAGAGACAGUCCCAUCCCGAAAAAGAGGAAAGGUCGUCCCCCUGGUCAAGUUAUAUCAUAUGAUAGACCGGUACAGUACAACACAGCAGCUAAACCUAAAAUAUCUGAGCCAAUAAAGCGAGAUGGUCCCAAGUGGGACCCAUCUAGGUUGAAUGAGAACAGCACAUUUGUUCUUGGAUCCAGAGCAAAUAAAGCUUUGGGAAUGGGUGGCACAAGAGGACGGAUCUAUAUCAAACACGCAGAGCUCUUCAAGUAUGCUGCUGAUGCUCAGGACAAACACUGGCUGUCGGAGAGACAGCACAUGAGAGCAACAGGUGGAAAGAUGGCAUAUCUGCUUAUAGAAGAGGAUAUUCUUGAUCUUGCCCGAAGUGAAGACUACAAGGACUGUCCUGACUUGAAGCUGGACGAACUCAAACCAUUUCAAGUGCCCAUAUGGAUGGUGGAGAAGAUGCAGAAGGCAAUGGAAGGACAGAAAUCCGAAAACGACGCGGUCAAUUAAUGUUGGCUUCGUUGGGCAAAUUAUUGGACCACAGGCAAAAAGUGUUACCUGCUUAAGAUAAUUAUAAAAAAUUUUAUUGCUUGUUUGUUUUAAUAUGCCGAAUGUGGCAUUCACAAUAGAUUCAGGCAUUACAAUCAAGUUGUCCAGAUGUUGUUGAUGUAGGUUUACAUUCUCACAUUUCAUUAACUGGUGUCCAGAUGUCUGUAUGGGAACCGAUUUGUUGGCAUUUAUUUUCUUUGUUAACAUGUGCUUUUUCAUGAAUUUUAAAGGCUUGAAUAUGUUGUAUGAGGCACAGAUAAUGCUGAAUGAAUUUUGGAUGCUGUGUGUGUGUUUUCAAUGUUCUUUCAUUUUUUUAUAACAUGAUACUCUGUAGCCGAAAGUACUUGUUUUGCAAAAUAGGAAUUGUGUUUGUCAUGUCUGCUUUAAAAGGGAAUUUGUUUAGUCAUUUUAUUUUAUUUUAUUUUUUCUCUGUGUGUCUUUUUAAAUAUAUUUAUGCAUUAUUCUUAAGAAAUGACAUGGGAGAAAUUUCUUCUAUGAGCAGAACUAUACAACUUUUACCUUAUAGUAUCUUUUAAAUGAUUUAAAAAAUAUGAUUUAAAAAAAAGAAAAGGUUAAAAAGUUUUUUUUUUACAAAUAAUAAUUUUGAUAGUUUGCUGAAAGUAAGGAGGGUAAAAGAUUUUCUUAAAUGUAUUUCACUGAAAAUGUAGAAUUGUUUAUCAAUGACUAUAUAGAUGGAUUACCCAUUAAACAAUUUUGUGCUAAA
This is a messenger RNA of Paramisgurnus dabryanus, 1993 nucleotides long. It is a transcript of the gene dnttip1, whose product is annotated as deoxynucleotidyltransferase terminal-interacting protein 1. Gene Ontology annotation, molecular function: nucleosome binding; DNA binding. The record is from RefSeq and is a predicted model, not a curated record. Lineage: Eukaryota; Metazoa; Chordata; Actinopteri; Cypriniformes; Cobitidae. Gene Ontology annotation, cellular component: nucleus.